AUGGGCACCAGGGUGAAGGUAAAUCUUGUCAUUCCCCUCACCCCCAAUAUCGCCACGCUCCCAGGCCCAGCGUCCCGCUCCCGGGGCCCUAGGCCCCAUCUCAGGCCGGGGCUCUGCAGCCGGCCUCCCACCCCGGGAAGGAGAGACAAUGAAGUGGGAUUCCGACCUGCACAGCCCCGAGAGAGGCCUACUACAGCUCCCGGCGCCUCGGCCCCGGCUCUCCCGCUUCGCUCUCCACCUCAGAAAGAGCCCGAGUGUGAAAGGUGGACGGACCCUAAGAAGGCAAGGCCCGGAGGAGCCCUUUCCAGUGCACACCAGCGCGCGUUUCCGGAGCCCGUUACUAGAGAGGGCGAGCCCCGAGGAGCAACCAUGAAGAAAAUGGCAUUACCCCCGACCACCAUUGAAGAGUUCUUAAAGGCUCAAAAUUUGGAGGAAUGGCCAAAGUCUACUCAUUUAAACUAUGAUUCUUAUAAAUCUACACUAGCUGUCAAGAAAUUAAAAGAUGCUUGUUCAUCAGAUGCAAUUUAUGCAUACUUAUAUGCCAAUGUUACUACAAAACAUAAAGCCCUCCUAGAAAUGGAAUUUAGGAUGAAGGACUUAUUUGAUGAUUUUCAAGCACAUGCCUCCCUAUUCAUGGAUUAUUCAAAGAGUACUGCCUUGGAAGAUCAUAAUAGAAAGUUGGACAAAUUAAGGAAAAUGAUAGAUCGAAGAAGGAAGAAAACAGUAUUUAUGUAUCCAUAUGCUACAACUGAAAAGAAGACUGUAGAGAACUGUGCCUUCUUUGGUUUCAGAGUAAACAUGCCUUCAAAACUACCCAGACAUUUGACAGCUUCUGAAAUUUUUCUUUAUGUUUUAAAAGCCCAGAAGCUUGACGUAAAGAGUUUUAAAAUUUGGUUAUCUUUGCUGCUCAUAGAAUCAUCUAUUACUCUCUUACAAGAUGCCUUUUGGUGGUGGUUUCUCCAUAAAUAUAAGCCUAAUCAACAUGAUGAAGAUCUCUUGUUUGAUAGGAUUGCAGAAAACUAUGUGUCACUUAUCAUGAAAGUCCCCAACUUUAGAAAAGAUACUUUUUUUAAGCUCUAUCCUGACUGGUUGUCACAAGCCAUUUAUAUAAUAUUUCAAGAAGCAUGUCCAGACUCCUCUCAGCUAUUUAAUGAUGCAUUUAAAGCAGAACUGGUGAUCACCAUGUAUAAGUGGAUGACAGGUCUAGAACCCAAAAAAAGUCCUUGGACUCGAUGGAAUCUUGGUGCACUGGAAGAAAACACAAUCCAUGGUAACAUAAAAAGGAUGUCAGGAAUUCAAAAAGAAAUCCUAAGUAAAGAUAUGGAAUUUGACUUGGACAAACUAAUACAAUUCUCCCAAAAUGUACUGCUUCCAACACGCGAUCAAGAGACAAAUCUAAUGCCAAAAGAGUCUCAUAAUAUUGGCCACGAUCCAGAAUUUAGCCGUGAUCUCUUCAGGGUUGCAGGCCAGAGUCCUCUGGUAGCAUAUUAUCUGAAGGUGCAUGACAUCGCAAUAAAUCCAAGACUCCCCAGGUCUUGCAAGAUUCAAAUAACUCAAAUUUUCCGAUGGCCAACAAACGUAGGUCCAACAUACCGUGAAGUUGUAGCAGAGAGCAGAAAAAUAUUUGCCAGGAACAAAGCUGCUUUUAUAAAAGAAUCCAAGAAUAUUAGAGACGAGAUAAGAGCAAUUAAAAAUAAACAAGUGGAAUUUCAUAAGAAGUUACUAAGUCUGGAAAACAAAGCCCGAAGAAGACCAGAGGAAGCAAUGAAUGAUUGUCUAAAAUAUCUAGAGAAGCUGUGUCAUGCAGAAAGGUCAGAAAAAGUCGUAUCAGCUAGGACACCAGCAGCUGUUGCCACUGCCACCAUAGCCUCAAUCCCUGCUUUUGCUUCUCUACUUACCCAUGGUGCUUUUCACUCUUUCGAAGAUGAAGAAUAUGAAUUUUAAUAAGAGAAAGAGCCAGAUGAUCUACAGUAAUAAUGUGUGUGCGUGCACACAAACACCCUGGGGAAAAGCUCAACCAUUUCAUGGCCUCGGUU
This is a messenger RNA of Phascolarctos cinereus (koala), 2036 nucleotides long. Lineage: Eukaryota; Metazoa; Chordata; Mammalia; Diprotodontia; Phascolarctidae. The record is from RefSeq and is a predicted model, not a curated record.